AUGGCCAAGUCACGUCUACUGCAGUGGCUGCUGCUGCUGCCCACACUCUGCAACCCAGGUGCAGCUGUCGGAUCGGCCUCAUCCCUGGAUUGUGCACAGGGUCCUAAAUUCUGGUGCCAAAGCGUGGAGCAAGCAGUGCAGUGCAGAGCCCUGGGGCACUGCCUACAGGAAGUCUGGGGGCAUGUAGGAGCUAAUGACCUGUGCCAAGAGUGUGAGGAUAUUGUCCACCUCCUCAUAAAGAUGACCAAGGAAGACAUUUUCCAGGACACAAUCCGGAAGUUCUUGGAGCAAGAAUGUGAGAUCCUUCCCUUGAAGCUGCUUGUGCCCCGGUGUCGCCAAGUGCUUGAUGUCUACCUGCCUUUGGUUAUGGACUACUUCCAGAGCCAGAUAAACCCAAAGGCCAUCUGCAAUCAUGUGGGCCUGUGCCCACUUGAACAGGCUAAGCCAGAACAGGAGCCAGGGAUGAAGGAUGCUACUCCAGACCCUCUGCUGAACAAGCUGGUCCUCCCAGUGCUGCCAGGGGCCCUUGUGGCAAGGCCUGGGCCUCACACACAGGAUCUCUCUGAGCAACAGCUCCCCAUCCCUCUGCCCUUCUGCUGGCUUUGCAGGACUCUGAUCAAGCGGGUCCAAGCUGUGAUUCCCAAGGGUGUGCUGGCCGUGGCUGUGGCCCAGGUGUGCCACGUGGUACCCCUGGUGGUGGGUGGCAUCUGUCAGUGCCUGGCUGAGCGCUAUACAGUCCUCCUGCUCGAUGCACUGCUGGGCCGCGUGGUACCCCAGCUAGUCUGCGGCCUCGUCCUCCGAUGUUCCAGUGAGGAUGCCAUUGGCCCAGCCCUCCCUGCUCUGGAUCCCCUGGCAGAAGAAUGGCCACUACAAGACACUGAGUGCCGUGUCUGCAAGUCUGUGAUCACCCGGGCAUGGAACACCAGUGAACAGGCUAUGCCACAGGCAAUGCCACAGGCAAUGCGCCAGGCCUGCCUUCGAUUCUGGCUGGACAGGCAAAAGUGUGAACAGUUUGUGGAACAGCAUGCACCCCAGCUGCUGGCUAUGGUGCCCAGGAGCAGGAAUGCCCACGAAGCCUGCCAGGCCCUGGGAGUGUGUGAGGCCCCGGCCAGUCCUCUGCAAUGCUUCCAAACCCCGCACCUCUGA
Messenger RNA from Cricetulus griseus (Chinese hamster), 1146 nucleotides. Lineage: Eukaryota; Metazoa; Chordata; Mammalia; Rodentia; Cricetidae. The record is from RefSeq and is a predicted model, not a curated record.